AUGGCAGAUCUCAAGUUGAAAAUCAAUGCAAGAAGAUUCUCUUCCCCAUAUCGAAGCAUAAACAAUGACUAGAAUAUUCAACUCCUCCUUCAUAAUGCACAUCGUUCAUGCAACAGAAAAAAUUCCAAUAAACCAUCUAGUCAUUCCAAAUAACAUGAUUAUUCCUAGGACAAAAUCAAAAAUUAAUACUAACUCUAAUGCAUAAUUGGAGUAGGAGGAUUUGGAAGAGUGUGGAAAGUCAUACACAAAUAACAAGUCUUUGCAAUGAAAGAGAUCAAUAAAGCAUUAGUCCUCUUAAAAUAAAGUGUUCCUAGCAUUAUGACAGAAUUAAAAUUUUUAACAGAAUUGCAACAUCCUUUCAUUGUCAAUGCAUAUUCAGCCUUUUAAGAUACUCAAAAUCUCUAUCUUGUUCUAGAUUAUUUGAGUGGAGGAGAUUUAAGAUUUCAUUUAGGAAAACAAAGGAAAUUUUCAGAAGAAUAAACUAGUAUUAUAAAAUAAAUUAAAUAGAGUUUUUUGUGGCAUGCAUUAUAAUUGCUUUGGAAUAUCUCCAUAGUUAAAAAAUAAUCCAUAGAGAUAUAAAACCAGAGAAUCUUAUAUUUGACAGUCAUGGUUAUCUACGUAUUACUGAUCUAGGAGUGGCAAUUAAGAAGCAUGUACAAUUUCCUCAAAACUUUGAAACAAGUGGAACUCCUGGUUAUAUGUCUCCAGAAGUUCUCUUUCGUUAAGAUCAUGGUAUUCCUGCUGAUUAUUUUGCACUUGGUGUUAUAUGUUAUGAGUGUAUGACAGGUAGACGUCCUUAUCAUGGUUCUAGAAAAGACAUUAGAGAAUAAAUGCUUCUUAAAUAAGUUUAAAUAAAUACAUCAGAAUGGUCUCAUGAAGCUAAUGAUUUUAUUAAUUAGCUUCUAUUGAUUAAACCAUAACUUAGAAUGACACAACCUAGGAAACAUCCUUGGUUCAAAAAUUAUCCUUUUGAAUUGUUGGCUUCAAAAAAACUUAAAGCUCCUUUUUUACCAAUUCGUAAAGACAAUUUUGAUAAAGCAUAAAUUCUUAUUGAAGAUGAAGAGAAUCAUUAAAUAAUUAAACUGAAUCAACAUUUGAUAAAAGAUAAUCAACAUUUAUUUGAAGAUUAUAGAUGUUAAUUAAAUGAGAAGUCCAGAAGAAGUAGCAUUACAAAUAAGAUGUUUUAAUUAUUUUGA
This is a messenger RNA of Paramecium pentaurelia, 1196 nucleotides long. The record is from the annotation of a GenBank genome assembly. NCBI's taxonomy places the organism in Eukaryota, Ciliophora, Oligohymenophorea, Peniculida, Parameciidae.